Debaryomyces fabryi is the source of this 3129-nucleotide messenger RNA. It is a transcript of the gene INP51, whose product is annotated as phosphoinositide 5-phosphatase. The coding region runs from base 1 to 3129 and encodes 1042 amino acids. Gene Ontology annotation, cellular component: cytoplasm; membrane. NCBI's taxonomy places the organism in Eukaryota, Fungi, Ascomycota, Pichiomycetes, Serinales, Debaryomycetaceae. The record is from RefSeq and is a predicted model, not a curated record. The transcript has a single exon. Gene Ontology annotation, molecular function: phosphatidylinositol-4,5-bisphosphate 5-phosphatase activity; phosphatidylinositol-3,5-bisphosphate 5-phosphatase activity. Gene Ontology annotation, biological process: phosphatidylinositol dephosphorylation.
AUGAAAUUGUACCUCAAUGAGAGACCACGAACACUUAUAAUAGUUAGUAAUAACUAUGCGUUGAUUAUUAGACACCCUUUCCCUGUCUACAAAAAUUCCAACCACCACCAUAUGCAUUUGCAUCAUCAUCACCAUGGAAGUACAUCAAGCCAAGGAGUUGAUUCCAAAGGAAGAUUAUCAUCUAACAAGGUAAUUGUCGAGUUUGUCAGAAAGGAUUUAUUGAAGUUAAGUAAUUAUAAAGAUAUAACUCCAAAUAAGUCCAAACUGAACAGACAGCUACUUGGGUUUCUUGGACUUUUGAAUGUGAAUAAUAACAUCUACCUAGGAUUUAUAACGGCUCAAGCAAAGAUUGCAUCUCCAAUGAUAGGUGAAGAUAUUCAAAGGAUUACCGGUGUUGAUUUCUAUUGUUUGAAUAAUGAUGAAUACGACUAUUUAAUUAACAAGUUGGUGGUUAAUGAAGAAGAAACACAAAACUCCAACCUGCAAUCACCCCAAUAUGACCCAGAAAAGGUUACUUCUGGAUAUCCUGCUGCAUCAGUAAGGAAAUUGCUUGAGCUGGGUGCAUUUUAUUAUUCUAAAGAUUUCGAUAUAACUUCUAAUAUUCAAGAACGAGGGUUCCGAGAUAUAAAUGAUCCAACAUUCACAUUAAUGGCGGAUUCCCCUUACUUUAAGAGGUUUAUGUGGAAUUCUUACAUGAUCUCGGAAUUUAUUGAAUUUCGUAAUCGAUUAUCACCUCCUGAUAGAUUACAAUUCGAUUUGACAGGAUUUUUAACUACUAUUACAAGAGGAUUUGCCCAAACUGUCAACACAUCUAUAACACCAAAUGAAGAGGCGUUGUUGACAAUUAUUUCAAAGCAAUCAUGCAUGAAAAAUGGUCCCUUAUUUGGUGACUGGGGUGUUGAUGAUAAAGGGGAUGUUUCGAAUUUUGUUGAAACUGAAAUAAUUAUAUAUACUAAAAAGAUUUGUUUCUCGUAUGUCCUAGUAAGAGGAAAUGUUCCAACAUUUUGGGAGUUAGAGAAUCCUAACAAGAAGUCGCUUUUGUCGUCUAAAAAGAAUAAGAAGAUUUCCACACCAAGGUCAUUUGAAGCAUCUCAACAUGCCUUUACAAGACACUUUGAUAAACUCGUUAAUCAGUUCAGUGAGGUCCAUAUUGUUAACUUAUUAUCAUCGGAUGGUUAUAAAGGUGAACUCAAUGACAAUUAUAAAAAGCAUAUUGAUUAUUUUAAUAACAACACUAAUAAGAAUAAUUCCUCAAACGCAAACGGAAAAAUGUCUUUAAAUUACAAGUUGCCAUAUACUGAUUUGCCAAUUAAUUUAGCUACAAUAAGAAAGUAUGGCUAUACACCUUCGAAUCCUCGUAAUAUAUCCAAUAUUUUGGUUGAUUCCAUAAUUGAUUAUGGAGCGUUGUUUUACGAGAAGUCCAAGAAAAAUUUCACUGGUAAGCAACUAGGAGUUUUUCGUAUAAAUUCAUUCGACAGUCUUAAAAAAGCAAAUUUUGUUUCUAAAAUUAUAAGUCAAGAAGUUAUUGAAUUAGCAUUCCGUGAUACUGGAAUUGCGGUAGAUCCUGAUUUAUUCAUUAAGCAUGCUAAAUUAUGGUAUGAAAAUGAUGAGUAUUUGUCCAAAAUCACUUCAAGUUAUUUCUCAAAUUCAUCAAAAUUGCAAGCAUCGAGUGGUUCUUCUACUAAAAGUUCAGUUAAGUCACAUCUUUCCAAGAAAUAUUUAGGUAGCGUUGUCAAUCCAAAGCCCAGCGAAAUGGCAAUGCUAAAAUUAUUGGGUCAUUUGCAAGAUCAAGUGGAUUUAAAACUACAUAAUCCAAUACAUGAUUAUGUUACAAGGGAAUUAAAUAAAAUGGCUAAACAGUUCAGUUCUUAUGAAGACAUAUCUAUUUAUGCAAGUACCUUCAACGUAAAUGGUCUUUGUUAUGAGGGAGACAUAUCUGAAUGGCUUUUUCCUAAAAAGGAUAAUACGACCAGUGACUAUGAUGUAGUAUUUAUUGGAUUUCAAGAAGUUACUGAAUUAACAGCAGGUAAAAUGGUAACUCCAGAUUCAACAAAUAGAAAUUUCUGGGAAAAGAAAAUAAAGAAUACAUUAGAAGAACAUAAUCCAAAUCAUAACAAAUAUGCUUCCCUUUGGUGUGGUCAGAUUGGAAGCAUAGCAAUAUUUUUAUUCAUUAAUGAAAACAAAAUUGAAAAUGUAAGCAAUGUUGAAGGAUCAUUUAAAAAAACAGGAUUCGGAGGAAUGGGAGCAAACAAAGGUGCUGUGGCAGUGAGUUUUAACUAUUCUAAUUCCGAAAUCUGUCUUGUUGCGUCACAUUUGGCUGCUGGUCUAAGUAAUACGGACGAAAGACAUCAAAACUAUAAGUCUAUUGCAAAGGGAAUUAAGUUCUCAAAAAAUAGAAGAAUUAGAGAUCAUGAUGCAGUGAUUUGGUUAGGUGAUUUUAAUUACCGGGUUGGACUAACAAAUGAACAGAUAAAGCCACUCAUUGAAAAGAAGGAAUUCUCUAAAAUAUUUGAAUAUGACCAACUAAACAAGCAAAUGGCCAAUGGAGAAAGUUUUCCAUUCUUUGAUGAGAUGGAAAUAACAUUUGCUCCAACAUAUAAAUUUGAUAAUGGUACAAAAAGCUAUGAUACAUCUGAAAAGCAAAGAAUCCCUGCUUGGACUGACAGAAUUUUAAGUUUAUCAAGAAAUAAGAUUAUUAAACAAUUAUCAUAUGAUUCAACGCCAGAUUUGAUAUUCUCAGAUCACAGACCUGUUCAUGCAACAUUUACUAUGUCUGCCAACGUGAUUGACGAGAGUAUCAAAAAGAAUUUAUCUCACGAAUUAUACGAAAAUUAUAGAAAGAGUAUUGGUGAUAUUAAUGAGUCGUUAAUUACAAGCAAUAAUUUAACUUUAUUUGAUGCUGAUUUUGAUGAUAAAGUAUUACCUGCGCCUAGUUCCGAUGUUAUGAAAUGGUGGCUUGAGAGUGGUAAACCAGCAAAGAUUAGCAUUCCAGAAUUGAAUCCUGAAAACUUCCCUGAUGGUAAUGUAAAUCUAAUCAACCCAAAAUUGCCACAUAACCCAUUCCUGAAAACUGACGAGCCGGAAUUCAUCUCUAAAAAAUCUUUGCUAAAUUUAUUAAAUGAUAAAUAA